Exophiala xenobiotica is the source of this 1362-nucleotide messenger RNA. RefSeq lists its product as uncharacterized. The transcript has a single exon. Gene Ontology annotation, molecular function: FAD binding. NCBI's taxonomy places the organism in Eukaryota, Fungi, Ascomycota, Eurotiomycetes, Chaetothyriales, Herpotrichiellaceae. Bases 1 to 1326 code for a protein of 441 amino acids. The record is from RefSeq and is a predicted model, not a curated record.
AUGCUCGACCUGUCGAAAAAGCUUGACAUAGUCGUGGUCGGCGGCUCCUUGGCCGGCCUUAUGACAUCGAUCCCAUUGAAACGCCUGGGGCACCGAGUAACCAUCUUCGAGCGCUCCCCGACACCAUUGCUACACGAUCAAGGCGCAGGUGUAGUCGCAGGCGGAGAAACUCAAGCCUUCUUUCACAAACACGACCUGUCAAAGAGGCCGAUUGAAGUCACUUCGCAAGCACGUUUCUACCUUGACCAUGGUGGCAAAGUGAUCGACCGCGAAGACCAUCAGCAACGCAUGACGAGCUGGGACUUGCUGUAUUAUGUUGGAAGGGCGAACUUUGAUGCCGUGAAGAGUGCAUACUUGGAGCAGGUCCCUUCUAAACAGGAUGGAGACGGGGAGGCAAGCUACGAGUAUGGCAGGUUAGUCACGGCAGUCCGUGACGUGGGUGACAAGGUCGAGGUGGUGUAUGAGCGGACCAGAGAGGGUGAGAGUAAGGACAAUGCUGGCCAACCCUUGACCAUGAUGGCGGACUUUGUGAUCGCUGCGGACGGGCCAUCGUCACAUACACGAAACAUGCUUUUGGGUGGGCAAGCCGCAGACAGGAAAUAUGCUGGGUACGUUGCAUUCCGUGGCACCGUGCCUGAGUCAGAAUUAUCGGAGGCCGCAGCAGCAGUUUUCGUCGAGCGCUUCACUUUCUUCCACGCCGACGGGACGCAGGCAUUGUCGUAUGCUAUUCCGGGGAAAGCCGGCAACCUAGACAAAGGCACACGACUCGUUAACUGGGUGUGGUACUGGAACGUCGACGAAGCGUCUGAAGAAUAUAAGGAGCUCAUGACCGACGUUGAUGGAAAUACUCAUCGCUUCACGCUACCAACCGGAGGCAAGAUGCAGCCGUACGUAUGGGACCGGCAGAAGAGUCGAGCCAAAGAAGUCCUGCCUCCACAGUUUGCUGAAAUCGUGGGCAAGACACGAAUGCCGUUUGUACAGGCCAUUACGGACGUUCAACCGCCCGACAAGGGGACCAAAGUGGGCAGGUUGCUCAAUGGCAAGGCUGUCCUCGUUGGAGAUGCGCUGGCCGGCUUCAGGCCACAUACGGCUGCGAGCACGAGCCAGGCCGCAUUCCACGCAUUGAUGUUGGAGAGAGUGUUCAAAGGCGAGAUCGAUUGGGCACCAUUCGAAAAAGACGUUCUUGAUUUUGCUUGGAGUUGGCAGCGAAGAGGUGUGAUGCUGGGGAAUAGGAGUCAGUUCGGGCACCAUCCCUUUGCUGACGAUAGGUCCCAGAAGAGUGCGCCAGUGCAGAGGUCGGACCUCUGGAUGCAGAAAAAGCAAUAACCCUCCUACUCUGUACCUCCCAUUUGGAGGUUCUGG